GAUCCACCAAAAUGGUUGGAAAAACGAGUACAUUUUUGCUAGUGGCGAUAGCCCUUGUUGGCUUUAUAAAUAGCUCCCAGGGAGCAAAUUUACUGGGAAUCUUUCCGAGCUUGAGUCCCUCGCAUUUGAUCAUCCAGAUGUCGGUGGCCAAAGUUCUGGCCGAGAAGGGACACAAUGUGACGGUGGUAACAGUGCUAAAACCAGUAGUGACUCACAAGAACAUCACCGUGGUACGGGUGCCCCUCACUAAAGAGGAGGAGAAAAUGAUGAGCGAUGUGAUCGGGGAAAUGUCCAAGACCGAUAAUAAAAACUUGUUAGUCAACUUGAUCCGAAUGACGGGACAGAUGGAUUUUAUGUUUGAAAAAAUGGCGGAAGCCUUGAAAAAUUAUCGUGUUCGAGAUCUAUAUCUUAACAAGGACAACAAGUUCGAUGCGGUCCUUUCUGGAUAUUUUAUGAACGACUUCCAGAUGGGAUUCGCAAAGAAAGUGAACGCUCCAAUCAUUGCAGUUGCCACAAUGCCACCCAACCAAUUGUUGAACUCCCUUAUUGGUAAUCCCCUCGAAGUCUCCUACGUGCCUGCUUUCGACGACUCGUUGGAGAAGGGAAAGGGUUUGACCUUCUGGCAGCGAUUGACUGGCUACACCAAAAGCGUCUUCUUCGUGGGUUUCAAUUACCUAACCGAAAGGCGUAACAGAAGAUUAUACAAGGAAGUCUUUGGCGAUGAUUCCACUAUGCCGGAGUACUCCGACCUUAUCAAGAAUGUUUCCUUGGUCUUUUUCGCUUCCCACGCUCCCAGCGAAGGACCCAUUCGACCGAAUGUUCCUGCUGCAGUUGAGAUCGGAGGCAUUCAAAUCAAGGACAAGCCAGACCCUCUGCCCCAAAACAUGGCAGAUUUUCUCGGCAAUGCCACGGAUGGAGCCAUUCUCCUCUCCCUGGGGUCCAAUGUCAAGGGAACCCAUCUGAAACCAGACACCGUUGUCAAGAUGUUCAACGUGCUCUCAAAACUCAAGCAAAGGGUCAUCUGGAAGUGGGAGGAUCUGGAGAAGACCCCCGGAAAGUCGGACAACAUCCUGUACUCCAAGUGGCUGCCACAGGACGACAUCCUGGCUCACCCUAAGAUUAAACUUUUUAUCAACCACGCUGGAAAAGGUGGGAUUACCGAGGCCCAAUAUCACGGAAAGCCAAUGCUUUCCUUGCCAGUAUUUGGGGAUCAACCCGGAAACGCUGAUGCAAUGGUGAAGAAGGGCUUCGGUCUCACUCAAAAUCUUCUUGCUCUCGAGGAGAAGCCUUUCCGCGAGGGAAUCCUUGAGAUUUUGUCCAAUCCCCAGUACGGUGAGAAGGUCAAGACAUUCUCCUCUCUCUACCGCGAUCGUCCGAUGACUGCCAGGGAAUCCGUGAUCUACUGGACGGAGUACGUCAUUCGCCACAAGGGAGCUGUCCACCUUCAGAGUCCUUUGGUGCACAUGAACUUUAUUGCCGCCAAUAACAUAGAUGUCUAUGUCCUGUUGGCCGCCAUUCUAAUUACACUUCUACUGCUGUUCAAAGUGGUGGUUCAAUUUAUUUACAGAAAGUUCAUCUCAAAGUCAAAGAAGCAAAAAACGCACUGAAGGCUUUAAAUGGCCUGAUAAGUUCAUCUGCUAGUCAAAAUACUCUGUCAUAAUGACAUAAAAUAGCAAAAGAAAUCAAUAAACUUAUAAAACAACAAAUAAUUUA
Messenger RNA from Drosophila ficusphila, 1713 nucleotides. RefSeq names its product UDP-glycosyltransferase UGT5. The transcript has 2 exons. NCBI's taxonomy places the organism in Eukaryota, Metazoa, Arthropoda, Insecta, Diptera, Drosophilidae. Gene Ontology annotation, molecular function: UDP-glycosyltransferase activity. The coding region runs from base 12 to 1607 and encodes 531 amino acids. The record is from RefSeq and is a predicted model, not a curated record.